Cajanus cajan (pigeon pea) is the source of this 384-nucleotide messenger RNA. RefSeq lists its product as uncharacterized. The record is from RefSeq and is a predicted model, not a curated record. Lineage: Eukaryota; Viridiplantae; Streptophyta; Magnoliopsida; Fabales; Fabaceae.
AUGUCAAGAAAGAGCAAAAGGGUGUGCCUUAGUCCUGAUGUCAACGACAAACCAACCAUCUUUCUAAAACACGGAGUUGGUGGUGGCAACGACAACGGUGGUAGAGUUUCAAGAAAGAGGGAGAGGAUCAUCAGAGCAUGUUCUUUUAGAUUGCCUAGAGACACAAACAUGACUCCUGUGAGGUUGCUUCUGCGGCUAGGAGCAAAGGUGGCAAGUGCUAUAAGAAAUGUUUCUGUGAGAAGGAGAUCCUCUAGGAAGGUUUCUUCAUCCACUUUGGUCAGGUCACGUUCAUUAUCAGACCUCACUGAUUCACAUCGAGCUGAAACUGUAGAGGAUUGCAUUGAGUUCUUACAUUCCUCUUCAUCUAGGGAGAGACCAAGUUGA